Messenger RNA from Salarias fasciatus (jewelled blenny), 738 nucleotides. RefSeq names its product dihydrofolate reductase (gene dhfr). The record is from RefSeq and is a predicted model, not a curated record. Gene Ontology annotation, biological process: tetrahydrofolate biosynthetic process; dihydrofolate metabolic process; folic acid metabolic process. Lineage: Eukaryota; Metazoa; Chordata; Actinopteri; Blenniiformes; Blenniidae. Gene Ontology annotation, molecular function: NADP binding; dihydrofolate reductase activity. The transcript is spliced from 6 exons. Gene Ontology annotation, cellular component: mitochondrion. The coding region runs from base 86 to 652 and encodes 188 amino acids.
UCGAGUGUCUGGCGGGAGUGUGCUGAGACCUCUCCCACGCGCCGGAUUCAAAACAGAACAAAACAAGCAGCCGAAGCUCGACACGAUGCCCCGCGUGCUGAACGGGAUCGUGGCCGUGUGCCCGGACCUCGGGAUCGGCUGCGGCGGGAACCUGCCGUGGCACCCGGUGCGGCUCAGUAACGAAUUUGCGCAUUUUCGAAAGAUGACAUCAACAGCGCGUGAAGGGAAGAAGAAUGUGGUGAUCAUGGGCAGGAAGACGUGGUUUUCCAUCCCAGCGAAGAACCGACCUCUGAACAACCGGAUCAACAUCGUCCUCAGCAGACAGUGCAUAGCGCCCCCUGCUGGAGCUCAUCACCUGGCUGCAGACUUCAGCUCGGCUCUCCGGCUGGUGGACACGGAGCUGUCGGAGCAGGCGGACCAGGUCUGGGUCAUCGGCGGCAGCUCCCUCUACAAGGAGAUGAUGGAGAGUCCGGGGACCAGGCGGCUGUUCGUGACUCGGAUCCUGAAGCAGUUUGAUAGCGACACGUUUCUCCCUGAAAUCAGUCCGGAUAAAUACCGUCUGCUUCCAGAGUUUCCUGGGGUUCCUCAGGAGCUGCAGGAGGAGAACGGCAUCCAGUACAGAUUUGAAGUUUACGAGAGCAACGAUCAGUGAUGAAGAACUGGACCAAUGUGGAUGCUGUUCGCUUUGUAAUGUUUUCAUAUCUAAUUUAAAUAAUUCUGUCACAAAUUUAUAAAUAA